Messenger RNA from Zasmidium cellare ATCC 36951, 1143 nucleotides. RefSeq lists its product as uncharacterized. The transcript has 5 exons. The coding region runs from base 1 to 1143 and encodes 380 amino acids. Lineage: Eukaryota; Fungi; Ascomycota; Dothideomycetes; Mycosphaerellales; Mycosphaerellaceae. The record is from RefSeq and is a predicted model, not a curated record.
AUGGUUUUGCAGAACAACGUCAUAUCCGACAAAGACAAAGCUCACCAGCCUGACGAGCGAUGGACGAAGUUUGCCGAUCCAAACGUCCUCGCAGGAACCCGCGUCCUCGACACGGUCCCGCACGGAGCGAGUGUCUGGUCUCGAACCGCCAGAAUCGACACUGAACAGGCCGAUGGAAGCCAGCGGUCGUUCUUCAUAAGGUUAUCUGAACCCACACCCCAUGUAAAUUGCAAUGCCUCGAAUGCUUACUGCAGAGUCAACCCACAGCUCACUUCCGGCUCCAUGGGACGAGCCAUGGUCGCCGGCGAGCUCGAGUCGGUGAGGCUCCUACACGGUUAUCUUCCUCACUCAACGCCCGCCCCCAUCGCGAGCGGUGUCUACGCCUCCGACGCAAGCAUCCACUUCUUCCUCUGCGAGUUCGUCGCCAUGAUCGACGAGCUGCCCGAUGUGCAUCGCUUUGCCGCGAAAAUCGCCCACCUGCACACCGUAUCCGCCUCCCCCGAUGGACGAUACGGAUUCCCCGUGCCGAACUAUCUGGGCCGAAUGGCGCAGUAUACGACGUGGACUGACUCCUGGGAGGUGUUCGUCACCAAUUACAUGAGAGAUCUGAUGCGGACGAUUGAAGCGGCCCAAGACCCCGGGCGGGAGUUCAGAAACCUGUUCGACCAGGUCGUGGAAAAGGUCAUCCCGCGCCUGCUGCGGCCGCUGGAGUCCGGCGGGCGAAGCAUCACACCCUGCCUGGUUCAUGGGGAUCUGUAUACAGGGAAUGUCUCCGUGGUGGACUGGGAGGCUUUGGAGCCCGUUGUCUACGAUGCGACGUGCUUGUAUGCUCAUAAUGAAUGGGAUCUUGCUCCUUGGGGUCUUGCACGACAUCGACUCGGGAGGGCAUAUCUGGAGGCAUAUUGCGGGUAUUUCCCUAUCUCUGCACCUGAGGCGGACUUCGAGGAUCGUAAUGCCUUGUAUAUUCUGCGAUGGGAGAUGAAAGGCCUCGCCAUAUAUCCCGGAGAUAUGCGCUACAGAUCCUACUCGAUGGAGGCCAUGAGAAGAUUGGUCGAAAAGUUUCCCGAGGGCUAUGAGGGUUGGGCCAGGGAGCAGGGCGAGACACCGGCACCAGCAUCACAGCCUCGGUCCGAACGGUCCUAG